AUGGCCCCAGGACCAAGGCGAGGGAGCGCAUGUGAACAGGCCUUCUAUGAUGGCAUCUCAGGCUGCUGGCAGCCUUCAGGAGUCAGCACCACGGCUGAAGACAUCAGGACCAAAAUCAAGGACUACAAAAUCCCCUUUGACAGCCACUUUCCAAACCAGAACGAAACCAGGAACUGCUGGCUGAACUAUCUGGACUUCCACCACUGCGAGAAGGCAAUGACCACAAGCGAGGGUGGUGAUGUCUCCAUGUGUGAGUGGUACCAGCGUGUGUACAAGUCCCUCUGCCCCGUAUCAUGGGUCUCAGCCUGGGAUGACGGCAGAGCAGAAGGUGCAUUUCCUGGGAAGAUCUGACCUGGCUCCACCCACCUCUC
Molecule: messenger RNA, 371 nt
Organism: Myodes glareolus (Bank vole)
Lineage: Eukaryota; Metazoa; Chordata; Mammalia; Rodentia; Cricetidae
Source: RefSeq, a predicted model, not a curated record